Messenger RNA from Metarhizium brunneum ARSEF 3297, 882 nucleotides. RefSeq lists its product as uncharacterized. The record is from RefSeq and is a predicted model, not a curated record. NCBI's taxonomy places the organism in Eukaryota, Fungi, Ascomycota, Sordariomycetes, Hypocreales, Clavicipitaceae. Gene Ontology annotation, molecular function: protein binding.
AUGGGAUGCUGUUUUUCUAGAUCUUCUGGCCCUAAUUCGCCUUAUCCUGGCGGCGCUACUAAUGCGUCUGCUCGCCACAUCAAUCCCCCUGCCCUUGCGCUACCAGAAAGCGUGCAAGCAGGCUCCCAAGUCUUGCCUCGCCGGCGACACCGAGAUCAAGGUCCACUAGAUGAACAUAUCAACAAGCCCUUGCGUCGACAUGUGUGGACAUCAGCAGAUCGCCAGUGGACGAAACAGCAACUAGAUAACGAGAGAGCCGAAUUCUUUGAUACUCGAGUAACUGGACGUUCGGAAAUAUGGCAAACAAUUCGCGCUGCUGUAGCUGUCUUGCAGGAACCUGGAGGUGAAGGUAGUGACGCCUUGGCAACUGCGCAGUCAAUUUUAUCUGCUGCAGAGAUCUCGCUGCCGACGGGCGAUCUUGCAAAUGGUGUCUACGAUUCGCUUGGCAACUACUACCAGCUCCCGCAAUGGGUAGUUUCCGACCCGAGCAAUCUUGCGACCCUCUGUGAAGGAGUCGACGUGCCUGACAUGUCCACAACUGGGGAUGACGACACCGCGGAAGAAGAGGUUGAUCCUGUUUCUCUCGUAGAUGACUCUGAGAGACGAAGGCAUGAAAAGGGCAAAGAGGUUAUCGAUGGUUAUGACCAGAUAACUUUACGAGCACGCCUUAGUGAGACCGGGAGGGAUUUUGAAAUCCAUGUCAGCAAAUCGGAUACUGUGCGAAAUAUAAUCAGAAAACUUGCCUGUGAAGCGUCACUACCCACCGAAAAGAAGAUCAGAAUUGCCUAUAUGGGCAAAAUGCUCAAAGAUAACCAGCCUCUUGAAAUACAGGGCUGGCAAACUGGCCAUGUGGUUAAUGCACUCGUCUUUAACAGAGAGUAA